AUGGGUAAGGGAAAGAAAUUUUUAGGCAAAAGGCGAAAAGGGUCUUUCAAAGCGGUAAACAAAAAUAAAAAUAAGAAGAAGAAUAAAGAACAUGAGGUCGUCAAUAAGAAAGCAAUUUUUAAUCGUUACAAAGAUAAACAGAAGGUAGAAGAAGAGUUUGCGAAGAAAAAACAAAUGGAGGCAAGAUUUAAACAGCAACAAACGACUUAUUCUGAGAGUGAGAGUGAGGAAGAGGAUGUUUACGGGCAGUUAAUAUCAUGUUUUAAUGGCAAAAAGAAAUCUACCAUCGAAAGUGAAGACGAGGCAUCCAGCAGCGAAGAAUCAAAUAAUGGAAAGUUAAAUGACAAAGUUAUUGAUGAUAAAAACAAACAGUCAGAUAAUUCAGACUAUGGCAGUGAUAAUGAGUCUAUCAGUGAUGGAGACAGUAGUGAGAACAAUGAAAUGGUAGUUGAGGAAGUGGAAAUGGAAAACGAAUUGGAAACAUCAGAUGAUCCGUUCAUAAAACAUAUCCAAUAUGAUUUAGACGACGGAAUGCUUGUGUCACUAUCAAAUAACCCAGUAAAUGAGAAACAAAUCACAAAAUCAUGGCCAGUUCUAGGAAAUUUAUCUAUCAGCAUACCGCAGCCCGUGGAGACUUUGAAGAAGCAGAAACCAAAAUUUUCCAUAUUAGAAGAAAAAACAUUCGCACCAAUCGCAACUGUACCCCACAUACCAAAUAACGUUGACUUCAAACAAAUGUACAUAAAGUCGCAGAUACAUGGAAAUAUUGUAUCGGCGAAUAAAAAGAAUUUAAUAAAACGUGAUUUAGAAUUGAAUAAUGUUUUCACACCUUUACAAAAAGAACUGUUCAGUGUCAUGAAUAAUUACCAAGAUCUGUACUAUCCUGAAAGAUCAUUCACAAAUGCUGACGAAAUAAGAUUCACAUACUGUUUACAUGUCGUGAAUCAUAUGCUUAAAACGAGAACCAAAAUUCUGCAUCACAAUGCAAAGUUAUCCAAGAAAUCUGAAGUGACAGAUGAUUUUAGGGACCAGGGAUUGGUUCGGCCCAAGGUUUUAAUCAUUGCACCAUUCAAAUCAUCAGCAUAUAAGAUAGUGAAUACUAUUAUUGACAUCUUAGUACCUAAAGAGGCCGGUCAAGUUGUGAACAAGAAUAGAUUUGAAGAAGACUUCACCGGUGGGGAAAUAAUUAUGCCGAGCAAGAAUCCUAAACCAGAGGACUAUGAGCUAUUGUUCAGUGGGAACAGCGAUGACACUUUUAGAUUAGGAAUUACUGUCACUAAGAAAACGCUUAAGCUAUACACAGACUUCUAUUCAUCGGACAUCUUGAUAGCAUCACCGCUAGGGCUCCGCAUGAUAGUUGGGGCGGAGGGCGAGGAAGACCGGGACUAUGACUUCCUGGCGUCUAUAGAGAUACUCGUCAUGGAUCAAGCUGAUGUGUUCCUGAUGCAGAACUGGGAUCACCUGUUGCAUGUACUGGAUCAUUUACAUCUGCAGCCGAGGAAGACUCAUGAUACGGACUUCUCAAGAGUCCGUCUGUGGGCUGUCAAUGGAUGGUCUAAAUAUUACAGACAGAACUUGAUAUUUUCAUCUGUAUCAUUGCCGGAGAUCAAGUCUGUUGUGAACAAGAAGUGCCAGAACUAUGCUGGGAAGGUUCUUGUUGUGAAUCCUCCAGAGGUUGGCAGUAUACAGCAGGUGUUGGUCCAGGUGCCGCAAUUAUUUCACAGGUUUAAUGCCGCAAGUCCUUUAGCGUCGGUAGACUCCAGGUUUGAAUACUUCGUCAAAGAAAUCCUGCCGAAACAACGCGACACUCUCAUGAGCCACACUCUUAUAUACGUACCGAGUUAUUUUGAUUUUGUAAGAAUAAGGAAUUACUUUAAGAAGGAAGAUAUCGGUUUUGUUCAGAUAUGUGAAUAUUCGAAGGAUGGGAAAAUAGCACGCGCUAGAGAUAUGUUCUUCCAUACUGAAGCUCAUUUUCUAUUAUAUUCAGAGAGGAUACAUUUCUUUAGAAGAUUACGUAUCAAAGGAAUACGGCAUAUAAUUUUCUAUCAACCACCGACUUAUCCGCAUUUCUAUUCCGAAAUGUGUAAUCUUAUGCAGGAGAGUAAUCAGAAUAAAUAUGGCGGCAGUGAUUGUAACAUGACAGUUACAGUUUUAUAUUGUAAGUACGAUUUGCCGCGCGCCGCGUCGAUACUGGGUACGCGACGGAUAGCCAAGAUGGCCGCUUCAGAUAAAUCUGUUCAUAUGUAUGUAACUGGCGAUUAA
Molecule: messenger RNA, 2262 nt
Organism: Danaus chrysippus (African queen)
Lineage: Eukaryota; Metazoa; Arthropoda; Insecta; Lepidoptera; Nymphalidae
Source: the annotation of a GenBank genome assembly